Mangifera indica (mango) is the source of this 581-nucleotide messenger RNA. RefSeq lists its product as uncharacterized. Lineage: Eukaryota; Viridiplantae; Streptophyta; Magnoliopsida; Sapindales; Anacardiaceae. The record is from RefSeq and is a predicted model, not a curated record. The transcript is spliced from 2 exons. Bases 90 to 461 code for a protein of 123 amino acids.
UUCUAUCUUGUUACCAAUUUUCCAUACUUUGAGAACUUUCAAUCUCGUUCGCUCACACUCUCGUUUCUGAAAAUUGAAAGCUUUCAUCCAUGUCACUGCUAUCACAAGUGAGAGGCUUCAUCUUUCUCUUUUACAAAUCUACCCGGCCCUCUUCCAUGAAGCCCUUCACCGCCUGCCUCUACAAUCCCUUUAGGAGGUAUGGCAAAGAUAACCGGCUGCGUGAUGAAAGGCACGUAAUGGAGGAGAGAGCGCCGUCGACAGCUGAAGAGUUCGAAAGGGUAGCGGAGGAGAAGCAGAAGCUUAAAGCGGCGGAGCAAGGAGUGGCAAGUCAGACGGGUGAUAGGUUUUAUGAUGUACCGGAAGAGGCCACCAUUGGUGAGUCUAAAGUUGAAGCUGUGAAGAAGAGAUUCGAAGAGCAUGAAGAAGGAGUUGAUUACCGCUGGACGGGCGAUGAAGAUUAAAGUUCUGAAAUCUCAAAGAUUGUAUGUAUAUAUACUUGCAGGGGUUUGUGAUUAUGUUCCUUAAUAAAUUCCAACAGUUGAAGAAGCCCCAUGAAGGUGCCAAAUUUAUGUUUGUUUGAA